Messenger RNA from Trichogramma pretiosum, 3135 nucleotides. RefSeq names its product gamma-aminobutyric acid receptor subunit beta (gene Rdl). The record is from RefSeq and is a predicted model, not a curated record. Bases 817 to 2382 code for a protein of 521 amino acids. Gene Ontology annotation, cellular component: synapse; neuron projection; membrane. Gene Ontology annotation, molecular function: neurotransmitter receptor activity; extracellular ligand-gated monoatomic ion channel activity; GABA-A receptor activity. Gene Ontology annotation, biological process: regulation of membrane potential; chloride transmembrane transport; signal transduction. The transcript is spliced from 11 exons. NCBI's taxonomy places the organism in Eukaryota, Metazoa, Arthropoda, Insecta, Hymenoptera, Trichogrammatidae.
UGCGCGGGUGGGACCGUCUGGUGAGAAACUUCUCGUUGACUCUCACACACUUUCGGUCAAUACGUCAUUUUUUGCACUUAGAUAACGCAUCAUUUAUCUUUAUUAAAUAAGGGUGAGGAUAGGGAAACGUGAUUACUAAUCAACAUUAUGUAACUGUAAGUGUGGAAUGAUUUUAACAGUGUGUUAUGAAGAGAUUUGCCAGAAGUGACCGGGUAAUCAGAGACCAGCCGAAAGAAGAUGCUGCUACUAUGCGAUUGUUGCGCAAGAACGAAAAGUCGUAACGGAUAGCCGAGGCCUCGUAAAAAUUAGUCGGGGCUAGUGUAUGUCCUAUUAUUGAUUUCCUGUUAACAUUUUCACUAUAACUGAUAAUAUUAGUCCUGGUUGAAAGUUUUUUUUUAAUUUAUCCGAUAGCUUUUUGGUAUGUUCAUGAUAAUUUAAAAAAAAAUCAAUUGAUUCAAGCUUGAAUUUCUUUAUAAAUCAGACCGAGUUCUAGAUUAAAUUGCCACUAUUUUUUCGAGGGUUAACAUUCUCGUAGAAUCACUACUAACUGACGAGAAAGAAUAAUUGAAAGCAUAUCAAUUUUUUACAGAAUUUUUAUUUACAUUUAGUGCCAAGAAAAGUAGAAUUGACCCAUGAUAACGAGAAAUCGCUCGGAUUGUAUAAAUAAGAUGUGCGGUUGAUUACGAAAAGUGGAAAAUAAAAAUGGUUAGUGAUUAAUGAAAAAGAGUGGCUGGCCAAUAACCCACUCUUCGCCAAGUGGCAAAGUGCAAAAAUACAAAACAGAAACUUAAAUUAACGUCAUUAAAAUAAAACUUCAUGGGAGAUUGCACGAACUGUGAACUGUUUGUCGCAGCCUCUGGUGAGAUGAUUAAAUAUCCUUCGCUGUCUGGGCCAUUAAGGCUCGCAUUUAUUGCAGCUGCUGUCAUCCUAAUCCCACAACGCGUAACCUUUGCACAAACUGCUGCUGGCGGUGGAAGCAUGCUAGGUGACGUCAACAUCUCAGCAAUUCUAGAUUCUUUUUCAAUCAGCUAUGAUAAAAGAAUAAGGCCAAACUAUGGAGGUCCACCAGUUGAGGUCGGGGUCACCAUGUAUGUUCUCAGCAUCAGUUCCGUAUCUGAAGUGCUAAUGGAUUUUACCUUGGAUUUUUACUUUCGUCAAUUUUGGACGGAUCCGCGGUUAUCCUUUAAAAAGCGACCAGGAGUUGAGAUUUUAAAGGUUGGAUCAGAAUUUAUCAAAAAUAUUUGGGUACCAGACACAUUUUUCGUCAAUGAAAAGCAGUCAUACUUCCACGUUGCCACCACCAGCAAUGAGUUCAUUCGUAUACAUCACAGUGGUAGCAUUACACGAAGCAUACGACUAACAAUCACAGCUUCGUGCCCCAUGAAUCUACAAUACUUCCCAAUGGAUCGACAGUUAUGUAACAUAGAAAUCGAGAGUUUCGGCUAUACAAUGAGGGAUAUUCGCUACAAAUGGAACGAAGGGUUAUCUAGCGUUGGCGUCAGUAACGACGUCAGUCUCCCUCAAUUUAAAGUUCUUGGUCAUAGACAACGAGCUAUGGAAAUUAGCCUUACUACUGGUAAUUAUUCACGUUUGGCGUGUGAAAUCCAGUUCGUUAGGUCGAUGGGAUACUAUCUCAUCCAAAUUUACAUACCGUCAGGACUGAUCGUCAUCAUAUCGUGGGUGAGCUUUUGGUUAAACCGAAAUGCAACCCCCGCUCGGGUCGCCCUCGGAGUAACCACUGUGCUUACCAUGACGACACUCAUGUCCUCAACAAAUGCGGCGCUACCAAAGAUCUCCUACGUUAAAUCUAUUGACGUUUACCUUGGCACCUGUUUCGUGAUGGUCUUCGCAUCGUUGCUCGAAUACGCAACGGUCGGAUAUAUGGCGAAAAGAAUUCAAAUGAGAAAAAAUCGUUUUGCUAAAAUAGCAGAAAGUAUGAAAGCAGCUCGGGAGACACCUGGUCCACCUGGACCACCGGGUGAUCACGGUGAUCUGAUUCCGAAGCAGACCUGGCCCCGUGUUGUCCAGGAGGUGCGUUUUACGGUCCGGGAUCACAAGGCUCACAGCAAAGGUGGCACACUUGAAAAUACAAUUAAUGGACGAGCCGACGAAGAAGCUCCUCCACCACCCCAACAUCAUAUUCAUCCUAGCAAAGACAUCAGCAAGCUAUAUGCUCAAGAUGAUGCCCAUGCUGCUCUUCAAUCAUUGCCAAAGUUACCCAAGCACACAAUAUUAGGAAUAACGCCAUCAGACAUCGACAAGUAUUCACGUAUUGUAUUUCCAGUCUGUUUCGUAUGUUUUAAUUUGAUGUACUGGAUAAUUUAUUUGCACAUAAGUGACGUUGUUGCCGAUGAUCUUGUUCUCCUUGAAGAAGCCAAGUAAAGAAACAAUGUCUAUUAAAUCUUCUUUGGAUAAACAUUCGCACUUGACUAAAAUAAGAAAACUAUUUUUGCGUGGAAUAAUUUGUGCAAGACUAUAACUUCCUUAACAAAAACAAAAUCUCGAUGCCUCAGAGGUAUAUAAAAGCAUGAUUUACAUUUGGAAGAACAGCGUUCGAUUAAGAGUACAUAACCUUUCAAGAAAAAUUCUCUACUCUAGUUCCGAACACGAAACAAAAUUAUAAAAUAGUGUUAAAAAUAAAAGUUUCCUGUGCACGUAUCAAAGACUGAAUAUAUGCUACAGGUGCAUAUAUGCUGAAACAGUAUGUAUAAAGAGCAUACAAAUGCAUGAAGACUCAAAUGUUAUUCUAAAUCAUUAAGGUCGCCAAGGAAAGGAGAUCACAGAAAUUGUAGUAUACAUUAGUGUCUACAACAAGCGUGAUCAUGAAAUCAAGCAAAUAAUCGAUAACCAAAAUGCGUUUAUUAGAUAAAAUAUAAAAAAAUUAAUUAAAUUAUUCACAAGCCACACAUUCAAACAUAAUCCAGAUAAAACCCAUACCCAUGAAAUGGUAGUUAUAUAAAAAAUGUUCAAAAACUUAGCAAAUACGAUGUAAAACGUCAAUUUCGCUGAAUUAAAAAUAAUUUAUUUUUAGGGAGAUACAACAAUGACGGAAAGUUACUACUUAUAAUUUUCAACUUAAACGAAAUAUGAAAAAAAUUCGCCUUUCGGUACGAAAUAAAAUAAUCAUAUUAAAAU